Messenger RNA from Callorhinchus milii (elephant shark), 6167 nucleotides. RefSeq names its product Down syndrome cell adhesion molecule homolog. The record is from RefSeq and is a predicted model, not a curated record. Gene Ontology annotation, cellular component: plasma membrane; axon. Gene Ontology annotation, biological process: homophilic cell-cell adhesion; axon guidance; dendrite self-avoidance. The coding region runs from base 5 to 6049 and encodes 2014 amino acids. Gene Ontology annotation, molecular function: cell-cell adhesion mediator activity. Lineage: Eukaryota; Metazoa; Chordata; Chondrichthyes; Chimaeriformes; Callorhinchidae. The transcript has 34 exons.
GGGAAUGUGGAUCAUGGCCAUUCUCUUACUCCAGAGCAUUCUGAAUGUUGCCGGUGAAGAUCUGCGGUCCAGCUUAUAUUUCGUCAAUGCAUCUUUGCAAGAGGUAGUGUUUGCCAGCACCAUUGGGACACUGGUACCAUGCCCUGCAUCAGGGCGUCCCCUAGCCACCCUGCGCUGGUACCUAGCAACGGGGGAAGAGAUGUACGACGUCCCAGGGAUACGCCACGUCCAUCCGAACGGCACUCUCCAGAUCUUCCCCUUCCCUCCUUCAAGCUUUAAUAACUUGAUCCACGACAAUUCGUACUAUUGCACAGCAGAAAAUCCUUCAGGGAAAAUUAGAAGCCAGGACAUCCACAUUAAGGCCGUACUAAGGGAGCCCUAUACGGUCCGAGUGGAGGACCAGAAAGCCAUGAGAGGGAAUGUAGCGGUCUUCAAGUGCAUUAUUCCCUCCUCAGUGGAAGUUUACAUCACUGUAGUGUCAUGGGAGAAAGACACCGUCUCACUCGUCUCAGGAUCCAGAUUCCACAUCACACCCACAGGAGCCUUGUAUAUUUUAGACGUUCAGAAUGAAGACGGGCUGUAUAAUUACCGGUGUAUCACACGGCACAGAUACACGGGCGAGACCCGGCAGAGCAACAGUGCCAGGCUGUUUGUCUCAGAUCCCACCAACUCAGCGCCGACGAUCCUGGAUGGGUUUGAGCACCGGGAGGUGACGGCGGGUCAGAGGGUGGAGCUGCCCUGUAAAGCCUCCGGUCACCCGGGGGCCAAGUCCCGCUGGCUAAAGGCCAACGCGCCUCUGGAGAGGGACGGGCGUUUCCGCCAGACGGUGACCGGGCUGCUCAUCGAGAAUGCUCGCCCCUCCGACACCGGCAAGUACGUGUGCGAGGUGUGGAACAGCUUCGGGACCUCCGAGGUCAUCGGCCAGCUCGCCGUGAAGGAGCCUCUGACAGCCGUUGUCAGCCCUCGGACAGUGAGGACGAGUGUGGGGAGCCAGGUGUCUCUCUCCUGCUCGGUGACGGGAGCCGAGGAUUACGUGGUGCGGUGGUACCAGAACGCCGAGGUCAUCGCCGCCGGGAACAACGCCAGGAUCACAGGCGACAACCAGGAGAACCUGCUGAUGGACGGAGUGGUCAAGAGUGACGGUGGAGCGUACCAGUGCUUCGUGAGGAAGGGCAAGACGUCAGCACAGGGGCUGGUGCAGGUCAUUCUAGAAGAUGGGACGCCCAAGGUCGUCUCCUCCUUCAGCGAGAAGGUGGUGAGCGCCAACGAGCCUCUGUCGCUGGUGUGUGGGGUGAAGGGCACCCCCCCGCCCACCCUGACCUGGACGCUGGACGACGAGCCUGUGGCCAGGGACGCCAGCCACCGGCUGGGCCAGUACGUGACGGGCCAGGGCGCCGUGGUCAGCCACCUGAACAUCAGCAGCGCCCAGGUGCGGGACGGUGGGAUCUACCGCUGCUCGGCCAACAACUCAGCCGGCCUCGCCACGUACCAGGCUCGCAUAAACGUAAGAGGACCAGCCAGUAUCCGCCCGAUGAAAAACAUCACGGCGAUCGCGGGCCGGGACACCUACAUCCACUGCCACGUGAUCGGGUACCCCUAUUACUCCAUCAAGUGGUACAAGAACGCCAACCUGCUGCCCUUCAACCACAGGCAGGUGGCCUUCGGCAACAACGGCACCCUGAAGCUGUCCGACGUGCAGAAGGACACCGAUGAGGGGGAGUACAUCUGCAGUGUCCUGGUCCAGCCCCAACUCUCCACCAGCCAAAGCGUGCACGUCACCGUCAAAGUGCCGCCUUUGAUCCAGCCCUUCGAGUUCCCGCGGUUCUCCAUCGGCCAGAGGGUCUUCAUCCCGUGCGUGGUGGUCUCGGGGGACCUGCCCAUCCGCAUCACCUGGCAGAAGGACGGGCGGCCCAUCCCCGCCAGCCUGGGCGUCACCAUCGACAACAUCGACUUCUCCAGCUCCCUGCGCAUCUCCAACCUCUCGCUCCUCCACAACGGCAACUACACCUGCGUCGCCAGCAACGCUGCCGCCGCCACAGAACACCGCAGCCAACUGGUCGUCAGAGUCCCUCCCCACUUUGUGGUUCAGCCCAGUGACCAGGACGGCAUCUACGGCAAAUCGGUCAUCCUGAACUGCUCGGCCGAGGGCUAUCCCGUCCCCACCAUCGUGUGGAAGUAUUCCAAAGGCGCUGGGGUGCCUCAGUUUCAGUCCAUCACCCUGAACGGCCGAGUGCGACUGCUGGUGAAUGGGUCUCUGCUGAUCAAACACGUGCUGGAGGAGGACAGCGGCUACUACCUGUGUCAGGUCAGCAACGACGUGGGAGCUGACGUCAGCAAGUCCAUGUACCUGACCGUCAAAAUUCCAGCCAUGAUCACGUCCUACCCCAACACUACGCUGGCCACUCAGGGCCAGAGGAAAGAGGUCAGCUGCACCGCCCACGGAGAGAAGCCCAUCAUCGUGCGCUGGGAGAAGGAGGACACAGUCAUCGACCCACAACGCAUGUUCCGCUAUAUCGUCUCCACCAAGGAGAUGGGCGAUGAGGUGGUCUCCACGUUGCAGAUCACGCCCACGGUUCGGGGUGAUUCCGGAUUCUUCUCCUGUCACGCCAUCAACUCGUACGGAGAGGACCGUGGCCUGAUCCAGCUCACAGUGCAAGAGCCUCCUGACCCACCGGAAAUUGAGAUCCGGGAGGUGCGAGCACGGAGCAUUGCCUUGCGAUGGAGCAUGGGCUUCGACGGCAACAGCCCCAUCACCGGCUUCGACAUCGAGUGCAAGAACAAGUCGGACUCCUGGGACGCGGUGCAGAGGACGAAGGACGUGUCUCCACAGUUGAACCAGGCGACCAUCAUUGACCUCCACCCUUCCUCCACGUACAACAUCCGCAUGUACGCCAAGAACAGGAUCGGCAAGAGUGAGGCUAGCAACGAGCUCACCAUCACCACCGACGAAGCAGCUCCAGACGGUCCCCCUCUCAAUGUCCUUCUCGUGUCUCUGUCGUCCCAGAGUAUCCAAGUGACCUGGCAGGCCCCAAGGAAGCACCUCCAGAACGGGCAGAUCCGCGGUUACCAGAUCGGGUACCGGGAGUACAGCGCCGGAGGCAGCUACCAGUUCAACAUCAUCAGCAUGGAGAGCACCGGGGAGAGCGAGGUCUACACGCUCGACAACCUCAAGAAAUUCACCCAGUACGGGGUGGUGGUGCAGGCCUGCAACCGGGCAGGCACAGGGCCUUCCUCCCAGGAGAUCAUCGCCACCAGCCUGGAGGAUGUGCCCAGUCGACCACCGGACAACCUGCAGGCCAGCGCUACUUCCCCAGAAGUCAUCUCACUCUCCUGGUCCACACCGUCAAAGGAGGCUCUGAACGGCAUUCUACAGGGAUACAGAGUCAUCUACUGGGCCAACCUCCCCAACGGAGAACUGGGUGAGAUCAGGAACGUGACCACCACCGAGACGUCACUGGAGUUGGUGGGGCUGGAAAAAUACACUAAUCACAGCAUCCAGGUGCUGGCGUUCACCAGGGCGGGCGACGGAGUCCGGAGCGAGCAGAUCUUUACCAGGACUAAGGAGGACGUUCCAGGCCCUCCGGGUGGAGUGAAGGCAGCGGCAGCCUCAGCCACCAGCGUGGUGGUCUCGUGGCUGGCCCCCCUCAAGAUGAACGGCAUCAUUCGGAAGUACACCAUAUUUUGCUCUCACCCAUAUCCAACAGUGAUCAGUGAAUUUGAAGCAUCGCCGGACUCCUUUUACUACCGCAUUCCCAACCUGAGCCGGAACCGUCAGUACAGCAUCUGGGUGGUGGCCAUUACCUCCGCCGGACGUGGGAACGCCAGCGAGAUCAUCACAGUGGAGCCUCUGGCGAAGGCUCCGGCCAGGAUUCUCACCUUCAGCGGAACUGUGACCACACCGUGGAUGAGAGACAUCCUGCUAACGUGCAAGGCCGUUGGGGAUCCAGUGCCCACUGUCAAAUGGACCAAGGACAGCAACGGAGACCCGACCCCCGUCCUGAUCGAUGGCCGUCGGACUAUCUUCACCAACGGCAGCUUUGUCAUCCGCACGGUCAAAGCCGAGGAUUCUGGCUACUACAGCUGCGUGGCCAGCAACAACUGGGGAUCUGACGAGAUCGUGCUGAACCUUCAGGUGCAAGUCCCCCCAGACCAGCCCCGGCUGACGGUGCUGAAAACCACCUCCUCCUCCAUCACUCUCUCCUGGAUCCCGGGCGACAAUGGGGGCAGCUCCAUCAGAGGCUACAUUCUGCAGUACUCGGAGGACAACAGUGAGCAGUGGGGCAGUUUCCCGAUCAGCCCCAGCGAGCGCCAGUACCGGCUGGAGGACCUCAAGUGCGGGACAUGGUAUAAGUUCACGCUGACGGCACAGAACGGCGUGGGCCCGGGCCGUAUCAGCGAGAUCAUCGAGGCCAAAACCCACGGCAAAGAGCCGCAGUUUGCCAAGGAGCAAGACCUCUUCUCCAGCAUCAACGUGACUCGGAUACGGCUGAACCUGAUCGGCUGGAACGACGGCGGCUGCCCCAUCACCUCGCUGACGCUGGAGUACCGACCCUUCGGCACGCUGGCCUGGAGCUCGGCCCAGCGCACCUCGCUCGCCAAGUCCUACAGCCUGUACCAGCUGCAGGAGGCCACGUGGUAUCAGCUACAGAUGAAGGUCUGCAACAGCGCGGGCUGCACAGAGCAACAGGCUGAGUUCGCCACCCUCAACUACGACGGAAGUACGAUCCCACCUCUGAUUAAGUCGGUGGUGCAGAGCGAGGAGGGUCUGGCCACCAAUGAGGAGCUGAAGAUGCUGGUGACCAUCUCCUGUAUCCUGGUGGCUGUGCUCCUCCUCUUCGCCUUGUUGCUGGUCUUCCGAAGGCGGAGGAGAGAACAGCGGCUCAAGAGGCUGAGGGAUGCGAAGAGUCUGGCUGAGAUGUUGAUGAGCAAAAACACAAGGACGUCCGACACGCUGAACAAGCAGCAGCAGACCCUGAGAAUGCACAUCGACAUCCCUCGAGCGCAGCUUCUCAUCGAAGAGAGAGACACAAUGGAGACCAUCGACGACCGAUCCACCGUGUUGCUGACGGACUCGGACUUUGGGGAAGCGGUGAAACAGAAGUCACUGACAGCAACGCACACCGUCCACUACCAUUCCGUCUCCCAGGCCACCGGCCCCCUCGUGGACGUUUCUGACGCUCGUCCUGGAACCAAUCCCACCGCCCGCAGAAACGUGAAGGGAGCCCCAUCUGCCCGCAACCGGUACUCCAGCCAGUGGACACUGAACCGUCCCCAUCCUCCAGUGUCCGCCCACACCCUGACCACAGACUGGAGGGUCCCAACCCCGCACGUACCCGGCUCGGUGGACAAGGAGAGCGACAGCUACAGUGUCAGUCCCUCACAAGACACAGACAGAGCACGGAGCAGCAUGGUAUCCACGGAGAGCGCCUCCUCCACGUACGAGGAGCUGGCCCGAGCCUACGAGCACGCCAAGAUGGAGGAGCAGCUACGACACGCCAAGUUCACCAUCACCGAGUGCUUCAUCUCCGACACGUCCUCCGAGCAGCUGACGGCCGGCACCAACGACUACACUGACAGCCUGACCUCCAGCACGCCCUCUGAGUCCGGCAUCUGCCGCUUCACCGCCUCUCCGCCCAAGCCACAGGAGGCUGGAAGAGUGGCCAACAUGGCCGUGCCCAAAGCACACCGACCAGCUGGAGACCUCAUGCAUCUGCCUCCGUAUCUGCGGGUGGACUUUCUGAUCCACAGAGGGGUGAGUGGACCGAGCAGGGACCCAGCCCAGGGUCAGGGUCAUGGUCAUGGAUGCCUGGAACCGCAGAGAAGAGGCACAAUGAAACGUACUCUCCUCCUGGAGCCCAUCCCCGUGGAAGUCACCAGCAGAGACACGCAUCAAUGGCAAACAGGCAGCGGGUCAACAUUACCUCCGCGUGAGGCAGCGGAGCACGGACAGACGGCCAAACUGAGUAGCUCCCAGGAAUCUUUACUGGACAACCGAGGGCACGGGAAGCCGGGGAAUAACCCUUACGCAAAGUCGUACACCCUGGUAUAACCAACCGCAUGGCCCCUAACUAACACAACCAGGCUUGUACAUACUCUUCGAUGGGAAAAGCUAAGAGCAUAAAAGCUAACAUUUUUUUUUACUGACUCCAAUAUUUAUAAUCGAGAAA